Molecule: messenger RNA, 2613 nt
Organism: Jaculus jaculus (lesser Egyptian jerboa)
Lineage: Eukaryota; Metazoa; Chordata; Mammalia; Rodentia; Dipodidae
Gene: Syn2
Product: synapsin II
Exons: 13
Coding region: 107-1855 (582 amino acids)
Biological process (GO): neurotransmitter secretion
Cellular component (GO): synaptic vesicle; synaptic vesicle membrane
Molecular function (GO): ATP binding
Source: RefSeq, a predicted model, not a curated record
GGCGCUCUCUCGUCCCCCCCACCCCCGCCCGCACCCCGGUCCACCGCCAACCACCCCUUCUCCCACGCCGGCGCCGGGUUCGCGUUCCCCAGACCCCUCCGGCCAGAUGAUGAACUUCCUGAGGCGCCGGCUCUCGGACAGCAGCUUCAUCGCCAACCUGCCCAAUGGCUACAUGACCGACCUGCAGCGGCCCGAACCUCAGCAACCCCCGCCGACCCCCGGUUCCACAGCCGCGGCGGCCUCGGCCGCGACCCCUCCCGGCUCUGUUUCUCCGGGUCCCGAGAGGAGGUCGCUUCCCGUGCCCCAGGCGUCGGCACCGCAGCCCGCGCCGGCGCCGUCGGUGGGCAGCAGCUUCUUCAGCUCGCUGUCCCAAGCCGUGAAGCAGACGGCCGCCUCGGCGGGCCUGGUGGACGCGCCCGCGCCCUCCGCCGCUGCGUCCAGGAAGGCCAAGGUGCUGCUGGUGGUCGACGAGCCGCACACCGACUGGGCCAAGUGCUUUCGGGGCAAAAAAGUCCUUGGAGAUUAUGAUAUCAAAGUGGAACAGGCAGAAUUUUCUGAGCUCAACCUGGUGGCCCAUGCAGAUGGAACCUAUGCUGUGGACAUGCAGGUGCUCCGAAAUGGCACAAAGGUUGUUCGGUCCUUCAGACCAGACUUUGUGCUCAUCCGACAGCAUGCAUUUGGCAUGGCAGAGAAUGAGGACUUCCGCCACCUAAUUAUUGGCAUGCAGUAUGCAGGGCUCCCCAGCAUCAACUCACUGGAAUCCAUUUACAACUUCUGUGACAAGCCAUGGGUGUUUGCCCAGAUGGUGGCCAUCUACAAGACACUGGGAGGGGAAAAGUUUCCACUUAUUGAGCAGACAUACUACCCCAACCACAAAGAGAUGCUGACACUGCCUACGUUCCCUGUGGUGGUGAAGAUUGGUCAUGCUCAUUCGGGCAUGGGCAAGGUCAAAGUAGAAAACCACUACGACUUCCAGGACAUUGCUAGUGUGGUGGCCCUCACCCAGACCUAUGCCACAGCAGAGCCCUUUAUUGACGCCAAGUAUGACAUUCGGGUACAGAAGAUUGGCAACAACUACAAGGCUUACAUGAGGACCUCCAUCUCAGGGAACUGGAAGACAAACACUGGCUCUGCCAUGCUGGAGCAGAUCGCCAUGUCAGACAGGUACAAACUCUGGGUAGAUACCUGCUCUGAAAUGUUUGGUGGCCUAGACAUCUGUGCUGUCAAAGCUGUACAUGGAAAAGAUGGGAAAGACUACAUUUUUGAGGUCAUGGACUGUAGCAUGCCCCUGAUUGGGGAUCACCAGGUGGAGGACAGACAACUCAUCACUGAACUAGUCAUCAGCAAGAUGAACCAGCUGCUGUCCAGGACUCCUGUCUUAUCUCCUCAGAGACCUUUAACCACCCAGCAGCCACAGAGUGGAACACUUAAGGAUCCGGACUCCAGCAAGACCCCACCUCAGCGGCCACCUCCCCAAGGGGGCCCUGGGCAACCCCAAGGAAUGCAUCCCCCAGGCAAGGUGCUGCCUCCACGCCGGCUCCCCCCUGGACCAUCAAUGCCACCUUCCUCCUCUUCCUCCUCUUCCUCCUCGGUUCCUCAGAGGCCGGGAGGCCCCACCACCACCCACGGAGAUGCACCCUCCAGCAGCAACUCCCUGGCAGAGGCCCAGCCGCCCCUGGCAGCUCCACCACAGAAGGCCCAACCUCACCCACAGCUCAACAAGUCGCAGUCCCUGACAAAUGCCUUCAGCUUCUCUGAGUCUUCCUUCUUCCGGUCUUCAGCCAAUGAGGAUGAAGCCAAAGCGGAGACCAUCCGGAGCUUGAGGAAGUCCUUUGCCAGCCUCUUUUCAGAUUAGUUCUUCAGACACAUGGGGGGGUUCCAGCCCCACCAGGAAAGGCAUCUAAGACUUUCACCACAACGGCCCUCCACACUUGGUGGCCGUGUCCCGUGACUUGCCAUAUGUGGCCCCUUACUCUGCUCCAUUGUGCUCGGUGAUUUGUGCAGCUCAGAAAGCACCACAUGAUGGUCUCAGGAGAGAAGACCCUCAGAGGGACGUGACGUCAGAGGGGAAAGAGCUGCUUCCCUGUAGUCAUGAAAGCGCCCUGAAGUCCUUGUUGCUGUGAGUUUAGUGGCCUUAUUGUGACAGUGCCAUCAUGUCUUACUCUUUCCUGUGGAACCAGGACCCCUGUAAAUGAGAAGUCCUUGCAGUGCAACCCGGCUCAGACUCAGCGCUUAGCAUGUCUCUGUAGUCAGCACCACCUAUGGUGGACGUGUAUACUUGCCUAGAAGUACUGCUGGCUGGAAGUUUCAGGCACUGUCUCCGUGGCACCUGUUUCAAGUACACUCACCUAGCCCCUGUGCUCCCCAGACCGCGCUGGUGGUGAAGUUCCUCAAUCCUGCUGAAGCCACAGGGAACAAGGAUGGCAGUCCCUUUUCUUCCCUCUGGAGAUUCUUUUUUGUGAGUUGCAGUGACCUUGGCCUCCCAAAGCUUCACUGUAGAGAAGAAUGCAUGCCACUUUAACAGCAGUAUGCCAAACACUGUGUUCCUCACCUAAUAAAUGUCAAGACCUUUGGUGCAAUAAAAGCAACAACAUUAACCAGCAUUUGAUUCAG